This is a messenger RNA of Myxocyprinus asiaticus (Chinese sucker), 3665 nucleotides long. RefSeq names its product tripartite motif-containing protein 54-like. The record is from RefSeq and is a predicted model, not a curated record. Lineage: Eukaryota; Metazoa; Chordata; Actinopteri; Cypriniformes; Catostomidae. The transcript has 10 exons. Bases 166 to 978 code for a protein of 270 amino acids.
ACAAACCAAAUAUAUCCACAGGACAGCACUCUGCUGUUAGUAAGUGCGUAUCUGGGUGAAGACUGGCACUAGAGAAGUAGAGUAGAAGCAAUCAGAUGACUAUGAAGUAAGAAAGUUCCUGAUUUUUGUUAUAUAGACUGAAGGGGAUAAACAAAGGAGUCUGGGAUGAACUUUGCUCUGGGCUUCAAAUCAGCGAUGGGAGACUCUAGUUCAAUGGAGAACCUAGAAAAGCAGCUCAUCUGCCCCAUCUGUCUGGAGAUAUUUACCAAGCCUAUGGUCAUCUUACCCUGCCAGCACAACCUCUGCAGCAAGUGUGCCAAUUAUGUUUUUCAGACCUCCAACCCCCUUUGGCAAAACCGGGGCUCUACCUCUGUGUCUACAGGGGGGCGUUUCCGUUGCCCAUCCUGUCGUCAUGAGGUGCUAUUAGACAGGCAUGGUGUAUAUGGCCAACAGAGGAACCUAUUGGUGGAGAAUAUCAUUGAUAUCUACAAAUCAGAGUUUACCAGGCCACUUCUGCCCAAAACAGAGCAAAAACAGCUGAUGUGUGACCAGCAUGAAGAGGAGAAGAUCAACAUCUACUGCCUCACUUGUCAAACGCCCCACUUUUUGAUCUUGACAGAGCUAAGUGAUGCCAUUUCCAUCUUGGUGGCCGGAAAUGACCGAAUACAGGCACUGGUCUCACAGAUGGAGGAUAUUUGUAGGACCGUCAAGGAGAAUAGUAGGCGUCAGAUGCAGCACAUCUAUGCAAAGUUUGAUGAACUUUAUGGCAUCUUGGAAGAGCAUAAAAGAGAACUAAUAGAGAGCAUCGGCCGUGAACAGGACCAAAAAUUGGGCCACGCCUACUCCCUCAUUUGUCGCCACGGAGACCACUUGGAGAUGUCUGUCAAACUGGUGGAGACAGCCAUCCAGUCCAUGGAGGAACCUCAGAUAGCUGUGUUCCUGCAGGAUCACAGACACUGCCAAGGCCUCCAACAUUGAAUGGCCAGAGGCAGGCUAUGAGAACAUGGCCCGCUUCAUCAUUAACACAGAGGAUGUGGCUGACAUGCUGAGAGGCAUCGACUUCCAAACAGGAGAGAGAAAGUCAUAUGGGUUUGGAAUGACUUAAGGCUGAAUCAAUGAUGGCAAAAUUUCCAUUACUGGGUGAAGAUGUGGGAAGACAGCAGUUAUGAAGACCCUGAUGUUCUGUUUACCUCACCUGCCCAGAGUGGUGAAUCAGAGAGACGUUAACUUAUUUUUAGUCCCAAGUGAAUCUGCCAGGUCAUGUGGACAUACCCCCCGAUGACAUGAUCGUUCUUUGCAACAGUGUCCCUCACUGUAUUAAUGUGCACACUCUUCAUCACCCACCAAACUCUAUUACAUAUUUGCUGACUAAAAUCUCUAUAAGGGCACUAUAAAUGCUUGGAUCAGGUUUAUUCUGUGUUACAAGACAUCAUAUUUGUUUUUCUUUUACAAACCAGUCAUGUGCCAAUUUGUGUCCAGUACGUUUUAACAUUUUUAUAUGGACACUUCACUCUCAGAAAUCAAUAUUGCAUUUGAACUCUGUCAAAAGUGUUCAUCAGAUCUAGCAGUUGUAAUGCAUUUUAUAUUGAUUAUAAUGGUACAAAUGUAUGUAAGAUCUCAUCCUAGUGGGGAUUUUUUUCUUCUUCCAAGAGCAGUAAUUUUUUGCCUUUACAGCUUUUGAUACUUAUGGCAUUCCCUCAACAAACUUAAUGAGUUAUCUACCUGGGAUGCUUUUUAAACAGUAUUGAAGGAGUUUCUGUUAUCACAAGCCCUUUUGACAUUUAAUCACGUGCAGGAUAAGAAUUAUAGAUAUCUUAUUACAUUUUCACUAGUUAAAAUGCUACUUAUUGAUAUCUGUAAAUGCAUUUCAACACUAGAUUUGGUAUUUCAGAUAUUUGGACUUGGAUUUCAGAUAUCAUUGAUUGAAGAGUAAUUAAAAAUAUAUUAAAAGGCUUUCUUACUAGUUACAAUAACAUACUGUAUAUACAUACAGAUACAGUAUAUGAUAUUAACAUUGCCACUAGUGAAAACCAAAUUACAGAUAUAAACAUUUAGCAUUUUUUUCUAAUUCAGUUGUUGAUUUCAGGAAUAGACAUUUGCACAAGUAACAAUGUAGAUGUUAAUUUAAAAAAUGAUCGAUUUUACUAAUAAGUACAACAUUGCUGAUUUGUAAAACUGGAAUUUCAACUAGUAAGAAAGUAAUUAUAGACAUCUGUUAUUGCAUUUUUAACAGGAGUGAAUUAAAGAUCAUUGUAACAUUCUAAUGAAAAUGCAGUUACAGAUAUCAAUAAUUAGGUUUUUUAGUAGCUGAAAAGUUUUUACUAGAGCAAACCUAAUUGCUGAUUUCAAAAAUGAGUAUUUUUACUAGAAGUAAUUCCAUUGCUGAUCUCAAGAAUUUGCAUUUUAACUAGUGAAAAUUUUUUUUUUUUAUAUCAAGAAUUAACAUUUUUACUAGUGCAUAUGUAUUUACUGAUUUCAAGAAUUAGCAUUUUUGCUAGUAAUUCCAUUGCUGAUAUCAAUAAUUAGCAUUUUAAUGAGUGAAAAUUCAAUUGUAAAUAUCUAUAAUUCAUAGCAUGCAUGUGAUUAAACGUCAAAAUGGCUUAAGAUAUACUGGGCACUUGUUGGCUGUUUUUCCUUCACUAUCCAAAUUAUUUAUGUUCAAAAGCAUUCAAGUUAGUUUUUAUUUUGUAAAGAAAUUCAUAUGUUGGCACAAUGUAUAUUUGUCUUCAAAACUUACUUCAAGCAUUUAAGAAUAAACCUUUAGAUCAAAAUGUCUAUAUUUUUGAUUGGUAGUGUAGCAUUUACCCAGGGGCAUUUCCUCGUUUUUUUAAGAGGUGGGUAUCCUGUCUUGUAGGGGUAUCCUCAACUGUGCAUGCUUUCUCUAAAUAACCAUUUAAUCUACUUUACUUUAAAGGUCAGAAACCACCAUUAAUCAAGGCAGUGGGUCUGGGACAGCAGCUUCCUCUAUGGUCAUCAACUGAUCUAAUAGGACUUUAUGUCUACAGAGUAAGAUCAGUUUAAAGAACAGGGCUAAACUGCAGUGGCAGGUACUCAGAAUCCUUUACGGUGGCUCCCCCUCCUCAUUCGAUGAUCCAUCUACCCCCACAUGCAUUCGAACCAUGAGUUUACUUCCUCCCAUUACUUAAUAACUGCUCGGUCUCUGUACCACCAGUAAGGAUAUACGGCAGUGAGGAUAUAUGACUGGAUGCAUGUGCUCACAGAUGCUGACCUUGUCACUUGUGCUGUCAGUCCGCUGAUGAAUUCAUGGAGUGAAAUAGAGAGGGAAGGUAGUGUGAAAAAGGAGCAUUCAGUCUGGGUAUGUGCACAACAACUCCACACAUGGAGUGUCCAUUCCAAAUGAGGAUGGAUCUUAUUUUGAGGACGUGGUGCUUCAUAAGCUGACAUACCAGCCUUCAUGUAAUUUAAAGCUGUAAUUUUUCCUUGAAUCUGUGGAUUUUUCAGGGUGUCAGAAGCAGGAUGGAGACAAAAUGGGGGAUGGAUGGUUUAACUUGCACUAUUUACUUGCACUUAAAGGGAUGCUAAAAAUUAAAUAAAUAAAUAAUUAGAUUGAGAAUGUCUUGCUUCCUGUUCAUAAAAUUAAAGGAAUAUUCUGGGUUCAAUACAAGUUUAGCUCAAUUGGUAGCAUUUUUAUUUUUUUUAUCCCC